Diprion similis is the source of this 3174-nucleotide messenger RNA. RefSeq names its product aldehyde dehydrogenase X, mitochondrial-like. Lineage: Eukaryota; Metazoa; Arthropoda; Insecta; Hymenoptera; Diprionidae. The transcript is spliced from 22 exons. Gene Ontology annotation, molecular function: aldehyde dehydrogenase (NAD+) activity. The record is from RefSeq and is a predicted model, not a curated record. The coding region runs from base 65 to 3058 and encodes 997 amino acids.
AAAUUUUUCGAACGUCGUAAGGAGAAGUUGUGAUAGAUACUAAGGUUGGAUCGUCUUCACGAAAAUGCCGAAACCGAAUCCGAAACAAAUCGUGACUUACACACAGCUAUUCAUCAAUAAUGAAUGGGUCCCCGCAGUGAGUGGCAAGAAAUUUGCCACCAUUAAUCCAGCAAGUGGAGAGAAAAUUGCCGACAUAGCCGAAGCUGACAAGAUCGACGUUGACAAAGCGGUUGCAGCAGCCAAAAAGGCAUUCGCUCGAGGUUCCGCUUGGAGAAGUUUAGAUGCUUCGGCGCGUGGAAAUCUAUUGAACAAGUUAGCCGAUUUGAUCAUCAAAAACGUCGACGAGUUGGCCAGCUUGGAGUCGAUCGAUAAUGGAAAACCUUACAAGGAAGCCUACGGGGAAGUCCACGGUUGUGCUGCUUUUCUCCGUUACUACGCCGGCUGGGCCGACAAGAUCCAGGGGAGCACCAUCCCCGCUGACGGAAACUCAUUCACCUUAACGAGGAAAGAGCCGAUCGGUGUAGUCGGUCAAAUCACCCCAUGGAACUACCCGAUGAUUAUGAUUGGACUCAAGCUCGGGCCGGCAUUGGCAACUGGUUGCACGGUAGUGUUGAAACCAGCCGAACAAACGCCUCUGACCGCUCUUCGAGUUGCAAGUCUUGUCAAGGAGGCCGGAUUUCCUCCCGGAGUCCUCAACGUUGUUCCAGGUUUUGGUCCCACUGCUGGAGCCGCGAUUACCGAACAUUCCGACGUCGGCAAGGUUGCAUUCACCGGAUCUACUGAGGUUGGUCACAUCAUCAUGCAAGCCGCGGGAAAAACGAAUCUGAAACGCGUCACGCUGGAGUUGGGAGGAAAAAGUCCCUUUGUUAUUUUCAACGACGCUGACCUUGACGAGGCCGUAAAAGUUGCCCACGAUAAUCUGUUCCAAAAUGCUGGGCAAACCUGUUGUGCACCAACGCGAGUCUUCGUGCAGUCUGGAAUUUACGAAGAGUUCGUUAAGAAAUCGACAGCUUUGGCUGUAGCGAGAAAAGUUGGCGAUGCCUUUGAACCAAAUGUACAGACUGGUCCUCAGAUCGACGGGAAAAGCUUCGAGAAGAUUUUGGAUCUGAUCGAAUCUGGCAAGAAACAAGGCGCGAAAUUGCAAACUGGCGGAAGUCGGCUUGGUAAAGUUGGCUUCUUCGUCCAGCCUACCGUGUUCUCAGACGUCACUGACAAUAUGAGAAUCGCCAAGGAAGAGAUCUUUGGACCGGUACAACCAAUCUUCAAGUUUGAUACCCUGGAGGAGGUGAUCCAAAGAGCAAACAACACCAAUUACGGAUUGGCAGCCGGUGUUUACACUAAGAACAUCGAAACCGCACUAGAGUUUUCCAAGGCCAUAGAGUCCGGUGUCGUGUGGGUGAACCAGUGGGGCGCUUUGGGACCGCAAGCGCCUUUUGGUGGUUACAAGGAAUCUGGCAUUGGACGGGAAAUGGGUGAAGACGCCUUGAACAACUAUCUCGAGACCAAAACCAUCUCGAUCAAACUACCCUCGAACCAUUCGAACGUCUGCGUAACCAUCUCUACAAACAUGUCCGGCCCACUUGAUCCACCGAAGGGGAACCCAAACACAAAAAUAAACUACACCAAGAUUUUCAUCAACAAUGAAUUCGUCGACGCGGUAAGCGGUAAGACAUUUCCUGUCUUGAACCCUGCAACAGGAAAAAUAAUAGCUCAAACGGCCGAGGGUGACAAGGCCGAUGUAGACAAGGCAGUGGCGGCAGCAAAGAAAGCUUUCGCCAGGGGAUCGGUAUGGCGAUCGAUGGAUGCCUCAGCCCGUGGAGCUCUUCUUUACAAGCUAGCCGAUCUGAUCGAAGAAAAUGUGAACGAAUUAGCAAACCUGGAAUCAAUUGAGAAUGGGAAACCCUUCCUCAUGGCGUACCAGUUCACAGCAAUGACAGCUCAUUUUGUACGCUAUUAUGCUGGCUGGGCGGACAAGAUUCACGGAACGACUCUUCCCGUCGACGGAAAUUCGUUCGCUUUAACGCGGAAGGAACCGAUUGGUGUCGUCGGGCAGAUCAUCCCCUGGAAUUACCCGAUCCUGAUGUUCGGAUUCAAGCUGGGACCUGCAUUGGCAGCUGGCUGCACACUAGUCGUAAAGCCGGCUGAACAAACACCUCUGACUUCAAUUCGGCUGGCCCAGCUCGUCAAGGAGGCCGGAUUUCCUCCUGGAGUCGUCAACGUCGUUCCAGGUUACGGUCCUACAGCUGGGGCGGCGAUCAGCCACCACCCUGACAUCGCGAAGGUCGCAUUCACCGGUUCAUCAGAGGUUGGACACAUCAUAUUGCAAGCUGCUGGGGAGAGUAAUUUGAAACGUGUAACCCUCGAGCUGGGAGGAAAGAGUCCUCUUGUUAUCUUCAACGACGCUGACCUUGAUGCGGCUGUAGAAGAUGCUUAUAGUCUGUUCUUCAACGCUGGUCAGACGUGCAUAGCACCGUCAAGGGUCUUCGUUCAGUCUGGUGUUUAUGACAAGUUCGUAAAGAAAGCCGUCGCCGUGGCUUCCGCGACAAAAGUUGGAGACGCUUAUACUCCCGGGUGUCAGCAAGGUCCUCAAAUUGACUUGGAGACUUUUGACAAGGUUAUGGGAUUGAUCGAAUCGGCGAAGAAAGAAGGCGCGAAACUGGAAACUGGUGGAAAACGGAUAAAAUCAAACGGGUAUUUCAUCGAGCCCACCGUGUUCUCGAACGUAACUGACAACAUGCGAAUCGCCAAGGAAGAAAUAUUUGGACCGGUGCAGUCCAUUUUCAAAUUCGACACUCUCGAAGAGGUUAUCCAAAGGUCAAAUGAGACUAAUUAUGGCCUGGCAGCCGGUGUCUUCACCAAGAACAUUGAUGUUGCCCUUGAGUACGCAAAGGCCGUGGAAGCAGGAACCGUGUGGGUGAAUCAGUACAACGCUUUGGGCCCCCAAGCACCAUUCGGUGGUUACAAAGAGUCUGGCAUAGGGCGCGAAAUGGGCAAGGAAGGGUUGGAUGCCUAUCUCGAAACUAAAACCAUUUCAAUCAAACGGCCAUCCAAUCAUUGAGCUGACUUCGAAACCUAUGGUUGAGACUGAUGGUUUCGAUUUAUCUCCGCUGGCACAUGUAAUUUUUAAUAAAAUUUGAAUACAAAUAUAUAGAAACAAAAACACUUUAUGUUGUU